AUGCAUUGGCUUACUUGGUUUAACUUUACCAGAACUUAGAAUAACAAUGAAGGAGAAUAGGUCGGUGACAUUCAUUCAGAAGACGGUUGGACUCGGGAAUAAAGACUUACUUAAGAGUUUAUUGUUUUGGCUCACAUGUGCCGUAUACUUCUUCUAUCACUGGGGAAUAGAUACCCCACAAGGUGAAAUCAUUGCCAUGUUAACCCGACUGGACUUUGGGGGAAGCAUUGCUAAACUGUUAUUUUACGUACUGAGUCAACCGAUUGGACAGGCAUUGGGAAUGUUCAUUGCAUGGAUUGUUAGGAAAGUGGUGCACGGGGAAAAGAACCGGCCCGACGAUGACCAUGCACAUAAAGACAGCCGUCUGACACAUAUAUUUGGUCUGUUAGUGGCUACAGCCUUCACCAUGUCGAUUGGUUGUUUUGUAGCACCAGAGGCAGUAAACUUUGAAUACUUUUUUACAUUUAGUUUACUGUUUGCAACAUUUUUUGGUAUGAACGAGGGAUUUAGAGAUUAUGUGGUACCAGAGGAGUUUGGUAGAGACAAUGUAAGAAUUGUGGAAGGGCUCAUACUGAUGUGUGUUGGUCUUGGUGGAUUAAUUACAAACGAAAUCACCCUUAAAAUCGAUGAUUGGAAGAGAGGAUUCCGUUACGGAGGUGGUAUGCUGUUGUUGUCAGGGUCUGUUACGACAAUCGUUCUUGCUCUAAAACAGAGUAAAGCACUGGACGAGAUUCAGUCGAAAAUAAAUGGCAAUUCUGUUGUUCCAUUGAGAGCAGACGGCAAUCGUACAAACGUACCUGGUACACAACAAACGGGUCCAAGCACUCUGACUCAUAACACCGUAAAUAAGCAGCCGUCGGUCGGUCCUAUUACGAAUACGUCGCGACAGCAGACUGUGCCAUCAACGUUCAAUGGUAGUUUUCAACCUUACAGACAGUCAAAUGUUCCAACAUCUAGUCAGAAUAGUGGCGUUCAACCUUACCGACAGUCGACACAAGGCUAUGCUAACCAAAAUGGCGGGUUUCAUCCACCGCAACAGACUAUAGGGGUACAACAUAUCAGUGUGUACGAUAUGUAAUAUUUUUAUGAACCAAAAACUGAUAUAAAUACUCAUAAAUAUACAUUCAGAUAAAGAUUGUGAUGAUGAAUAAUUUUAUUAUUUAUAUCAAUCCCUGUAUCAAAACUGAAUACAAGUUACGUUUAGAUAGAAGGAAAUGAAUAUGAUUUAAGUUAAUGCAAUAUUGUUGAAAGUGGACACUGAAGACAGUUUAUCUCUUUACUUUAUAAGUCCUUUGAAAAGGCCGAACAAUGCGACUGAUCAGUCGCCGGAUACAAAGAUCACAUUCAGCAAUUCAAAACCUACUGGUCAACUUGGAACAUGAAUGUUACAGACAGAAACUUUUAUACGAUAUACUAUAAAUUAACAUAAAGGAGGUUUCCAUUUCUGAAAUAUUAACGUUUUUUUUCUCAAAAAUGUGCAUGUGCGUGAUAGUGUGAGCGCCUCAGGAGCUUUUAGUCUAGCAUUUAUUUUAAAUUUGUGUGAUGGAUGCAGUGUGUUUUGCACGUAUUUUGAUGGUGUGUUUUGCACGUAUCUUUAUGGUGUAUUUUGCACGUAUUGUGCACGUACUUCGAUUUGCACGUAUCUUUAUUUGGUGUGUUUUGCAAGUAUUUAUAUGAUGUAUGUACAAGUCUACAACUGUUUAUUUAUUUUUUACUAAGAUUGCAUAAGAUUCCUCUAGAAUCAACCGGAACAAAUGCAUUUCAUCUGUGAAUAUAUGGAAGUCACGUUUUAUUAAAUGGCUGAUACAAUUCUUAUAUAUUAUAUAGGUCAAUCAUUAGUGUCAGUUUUAUAUUUAGCUGAAUAUCGUAUGUGAGAAAGUAAUAGUAAGCUUAACAUCAGAAUUAAUUAAAGGAAUGCUAUGAAAUUCUGCUGACCUGGAGGAGCUAUGUAACCGGGCUGUCCGAUAUAAAUUGUAAAAUCAAUAGUCUGCUGAAAAACUCAGUCUUCAAAAAAACCAAGCAGAACGCUCAGGUAUCUAUAUAUUGUAAAAAUCAAUGUUAAGCUGGAAUUCCUCUUUUGCUUAUCAGAUUAAACAUGGCAGGUUGCGAUGUUCUUCUGCUUUAUAAAACGGCUGAAAAGAACUCUAAUGUAUUUAUACCCGGUUACAAUUUUCAACGGUAUUCUCCUGAUACUGCAGACAACAAUAUUCCUAACAAAAUAGUCACAAUAAUACCACGUCGUAAACUAAUAAGAAAAAUGCACAAAAAAGCAAAACUGAUGAAUACAGAGUUAUCUUGGCAACAAUUUAGAACAAUCAGAAAUGUGGUUACGAAACAAAUAAGAAAAGGUAAAAAUGAAUAUCAAAAUAAAUUUAUUGAACAAAUAAAUUCAUGAAAUAUUUCAACGAAACAUUUGGUUAAACUGACAAAAUCUUUCACACAAAUACAAUCAAAACCAGCAAUCCCUGUUCUUUUGAUAACGGAAUUUCUCCAAAUACUGACAAAUUUAAGGUAGAACUACCAAAUACAUGUAAUUUCUUUUGCACACAAUCAAACAUUGACAUUCAAAACACACAUACAACUCCCACAUCUGAACUUGCAUACAAACUCAAUUAUUCCCCAAGUUACAAUUACAGAAGAAGAUGUCAAAGAUGCUAUAUCGUUUAUUGACCCAUCGAAAGUCUGUGGGUCAGAUCUUUUUUAUCCCCGAUUACUGAAGGAACGUCUAUUCUGUCUAAACCUUUGG
Molecule: messenger RNA, 2746 nt
Organism: Ruditapes philippinarum (Manila clam)
Lineage: Eukaryota; Metazoa; Mollusca; Bivalvia; Venerida; Veneridae
Exons: 5
Coding region: 47-1078 (343 amino acids)
Source: RefSeq, a predicted model, not a curated record